AAAAAUAUGUUGUCUUUGUCCUCGUCGUCAUCUUCGUUGGAUGAUUUGUUUGAUAACUUGAUAUAGUCGAUCGUCUCCAUACGUAAUAGGCGAGAACAACAUCUUAACAACAUUGAAUCGAGCAAUACGCAAUGUAAACGAAGAAGAUAUAUCCAAAGACAGCAUGAAGAAGCCCACCGACGUCCUAUGCAUGAUUAUUUUGAAGAGAAUGCUCUCUUUGAAGGAUAUUAUUUCCUCCGAUGGUUCCGGAUGCAUAAGGUUUGUUUAUAUGUAUUGAAGAAGGUGAGAUUUAAGUGUAUGAGUAUAUACGGUAAUGCCCGGAUGCAAGAGGUACGUUAGGCUUUAAUCCAACUGAAAAGUGUACUGCUGUAUUUCGUAUGUUAGCAUAUGCCACCCCCUGAUGCACUAGGCGGGAGUUUUAGAUGUCUACACGUACCACCUGAGAAAGUCUUCACAAAUUUUGCAUAUCCGUCAUGUCUUUGUACGUUCCACGAUAUUUUCAUCAUCCUACUUCUAGUGAUAUAAAAAAGUUGUAUGUUAGUCAUGCUAAUGUGCAUGGUUUACCUGGGAUGUUCAAAAGUUUAGAUUGCAUGCAUUGGAGAUGAAAUUUUUUCCCAAAUGCAUAUCAUGGACAAUACACAAAGGGCAAUUAUCCUUACCCUACGGUCGUACUUGAAGCUGCAGCCUCACAGGAUUUGUGGUUCUGGAAUGCCUAUUUUGGUAGUCCCGGUUCGAUUAAUGAUGUUAAUAUUCUCAAUAUCUCAUUAAUAUUCAACAAGGUAUAUAAUGGUACUUCCCCAUAUUCACCAUUUGUACUCCGAGGAACUACAUACAAAUUUGGGUACUAUCUUGUGGAUGAGAUCUAUCCUAACUAUUCUGUUUUCGUUAAAAGAUUUCAUGUCCGGAUAACCCCUCAAAGGUCCAUAUUCAAGAGAGUAAAAAAAAGCGAGAAAAUAUAUCGACCGAGCAUUUGGAGCACUUAAAAAGCGUUGGCAGAUAGUUGCCAAAGCAUCUAUGUUUCCUGAUGUUUCUACUAUGUCAAAGGUGAUGUAUACGUGUAUCAUAUUGCAUAAUAUGAUACCAGAACAUGAAGGAAACGUGAUAUGUGUGUACGACGAGAAAAAAGUCAUCCCUGAGACACAACCACUUGAAUAUGGUGGUCAAGAAUGGAUACAUAGAAUGAGGAUAGUAAACAAGGCAGUAAUCCAUACCGAUCUUCGCCUCCAUUUGACUAAUCAUCUUUGGACGAUGCAUAAUCUUGAUCUAAAUAUGUCACCGGAAGACGAAUUGGAAGACCAGUUUUAUGAGAAAGACCCGUUGCUGUAG
Molecule: messenger RNA, 1326 nt
Organism: Lactuca virosa
Lineage: Eukaryota; Viridiplantae; Streptophyta; Magnoliopsida; Asterales; Asteraceae
Source: the annotation of a GenBank genome assembly